Pecten maximus is the source of this 723-nucleotide messenger RNA. RefSeq lists its product as uncharacterized. Bases 1 to 723 code for a protein of 240 amino acids. The record is from RefSeq and is a predicted model, not a curated record. Gene Ontology annotation, molecular function: nucleic acid binding. Gene Ontology annotation, biological process: DNA integration. NCBI's taxonomy places the organism in Eukaryota, Metazoa, Mollusca, Bivalvia, Pectinida, Pectinidae. The transcript has a single exon.
AUGAUAGAAAGGGCGCAUUCCAGUCAUAUCGGCCUUCAGGGAUGCUUGCGAAGAGCGAAGGAGUCGUUAUAUUGGCCAAACCUGUAUUCAGAUUUUGAAAAACAUAUUCAGGCAUGCAAGACUUGCAAUACUUACUCAGCUGAAAAUAGCCGAGAGCCCAUGAUACCACACGAAACCCCGAAUCGGCCAUGGGAGAAAGUAGGUGUGGAUUUGUUCCAUACAGCUGGAAAAGAUUACCUUCUCACUGUGGACUACUAUUCUGAUUUUGUUGAGAUUGACCGCCUCCAUGACAAGAAGGGCAACGAGGUCAUCAGAAAGUUAAAGUCUCAUUUCUCGCGGUAUGGGUUACCAUGCAUAGUAAUGUCUGACAAUGGUCCACCAUUCAACGGAAAACAAUUCUCAGAUUUUUCGAAAGAAUAUGAAUUCCAACACAUCACUAGUUCACCAAGAUAUCCACAGUCCAAUGGUAAGGUGGAAAAUGCGGUGAGAACUGUAAAGCGAAUUCUGGAAAAAUCAAGGAAGGGUCGACGGGACCUUUAUCUUGCUAUUUUGGAUUGGCGGAACACGCCAAGAGAGAUAGUGAAGUCAUCCCCAGUGCAAAGACUGUACGGUAGAAGGACUAGGACUUUGCUUGGAGCCAAGCACAAUUCCUACGUCGGAGACAAGGAAAGACAUAAACCAAAGAAAAGGAAAAGAACAACAUUACUACAAUCGCGGCACUAA